Acanthosepion pharaonis is the source of this 3909-nucleotide messenger RNA. Lineage: Eukaryota; Metazoa; Mollusca; Cephalopoda; Sepiida; Sepiidae. The record is from the annotation of a GenBank genome assembly.
AUGCGUUCUUUCUUUCUUUCUUUCUUUCUUUCUUUCUUUCUUUUGAUUUCUUUCAGUCUUUCUUUUUUAAAUCCUUCACUUUUCUUUCUUUCUUUUCUUUCCUUUCUUUUCUUUCUUUCUUUCCCUUUUCUCUUUGAUUUUCACUUUCAUCUCUUCUUUUUAAAUCCUUCACUUUUCUUUCUUUCUUUCUUUCUUUCUUUCUUUCUUUCUUUCUUUCCCCUUUUCUCUUUGAUUUCCACUUUCAUCUUUCAAAUCUUCUUUUCUUUUUUCUUUCUUUCCUUUUUCACUUUUCUUUUUGAUUUCUUUCAGUCUUUCUUUUUUAAAUGCAUUUUUCUUUCUUUCUUUCUUUCUUUCUUUCUUCCUUUCUUUCUUUUUUCCCCUUUUCUCUUUGAUUUCCACUUUCAGUCUCUUCUUUUUAAAUCCUUCACUUUUCUUUCUUUCUUUUCUUUUUUUUUUUUCUUUCUUUCUUUCUUUCUUUCCCUUUUCUCUUUCUUUUCUUUCUUUCUUUUUUUAAAUCCUUUUUUUCUUUUUUCUUUCUUUCUUUCUUUCAGUCUUUUUUCUUUUUUUUUCUUUCCCUUUUCUCCUUUCAUCUCUUCUUUUUUAAAUCCUUCACUUUUCUUUCUUUUUCUUUCUUUCUUUCUUUCUUUCUUUCUUUCUUUCUUUCUUUUUCUUUCCCUUUUCUCUUUGAUUUCCACUUUCAUCUCUUCUUUUUUUAAAUCCUUCACUUUUCUUUCUUUCUUUCUUUCUUUCUUUUCUUUCUUUCUUUCUUUCCUUUCCUUCGACUCUCUUUUUUUUUUCUCUCCUUUUGCCGCCUCAUCUUCCCCACCCAUUCACCUCCAUCUUCUUCGACCGCUUACUUAUCUCUCCAUUUACUUAAGAUUUUCUCUCUAUUUUCUGCUGUUUUUAUUUACACAUUUAAUUUUUUGUUGUGACAUUCGUUUUCUGUUUUUUUCUUCUUCUCUCUAUUCGCGAUCUGCGGCUCUCCCCACCAUCUACCUGAUCUCUUUUGCCUUCAAAACUUUUAAUUGUUUUUCUCAGGUUUUCUUUCAUAAUCUUCCCUUCUUCUUCUUCUUCUUCUUCUUCUUUUUUCUUUUUCUUCUUUACCAUAUUCUUAUUAUUCUUCCUUUAUUCCCCAUAUUCUUCUUAUUGUUUUUUCUUCAUUUUUCACCAUAUUCUCCCUCUUCCUCCAUCCUAUUCGCCUUCCUUCUUCACCGCAUUCUUGUUCUUUUUUCAUAUUCUUCUUCUUCUUCUUCCUUAGCUCAUUGUUGUUGUUGUUGUUGUUGUUGUUGUUCUUCUUCUUCUUCUUCUUCUUCUUCUUCUUCUUCUUCUUCUUCUUCUCAAGUUAUUCGCAAUCUUUCUUUCUUCUUAUUAUUGUUUUCUCCUUCAUAUCUUCUUCUAUCUUUUCUUACCAUCUUCUUCUUCUUCUUCUUCUUCUUCUUCUUCUUCUUCUUCUUCUUCUUCAAAUCCGCCCAACCAGUCACCCUAAUUUCAGACGACCUACGGGGUGGCCCGCCAAAUCUAGAGAAAUCCGAACGCGUAGUCGUCUCGCGUACAGGACAGUCGUUUCUCGUUCAGCGUAGUCGUCUCUCGUACAGGGCAGUCGUCUCUCGUUCAGCGCAGUCGUCUCUCGUACAGGGCAGUCGUCUCUCGUACAGGACAGUAGUCUCUCGUUCAGCGCAGUCGUCUCGACUCCCUCCCCAACUUCUUCGUUAUAUGAAAAGCCGACUCGGCAAAAAUACCAUGGCUGACUCUAUAUUAAAAAGCUUGUGGCUGGACCGUCUCCCCACCACCAUAACCCAAAUUUUGGCGCCAAUGUCCGAAAACACCUCGAUCGAUCAAUUAGCGGACGCCGCGGAUCGUAUUUUCUCGCAACUGGAUAAUCAGACAACGCCGGUACACAGUGCUGAAGCGACUGGAGACCACAGGUCCUCCCGAAAAAACAGUCGAGGAAUUGCAGCGCCAACACUGCACCCUACCGGGUCCGCAACAAGCGCAGUCGUCUCUCGUACAAGGCAGUCGUCUCUCGUACGGGGCAGUCGUCUCUCGGCGUCCUCGUCAGUUCCCUCCGCCCCCACUACCAAAACCUUACUCAGAGACACUCAUUUUAUAGACCAUGACGAAGCAGCCCACUUGUUGAGCGGGAGAGUUUUACAUAUGCGUAGGCGCAGUCCGUUAAUUUUCUUUUCUUUUAAUUGCUCUGUGACACCACACGCAUGCAAUGCGUGGGCGUUUUCGGGCAUGAUGUCGCGUAUCUUGCUCACGACAAUCACAGAAGGGACCAGAUUAAGCACGAUCUGGCGGAUUAAUUAUCACAAACUUUUCUUUCUUUCUAUUUAUCUCUGUUCAUUAUCUAUCUAUCUAUCUAUCUAUCUAUCUAUCUAUCUAUCUCUGUUCAUUAUCUAUCUAUCUAUCUAUCUAUCUAUCUAUCUAUCACAAUCUUUUCAUAUCGAACUAGAUAGCUAUCAUAACAGAUUAAAACCAGCCGGGCUUUCUUUCUUCCUUUCUUCCUUUCUUCCUUUCAUUUUUCUCUCCCAUUCUCUUUCUCUCUCUCUCUCUCUCUCACCUGCUUUGAUUCUUUGUUUUUCUUUCUUUGUUUUUUCUUUCUUUCUUUCUUUCUUUCUUUCUUUCUUUCUUUCUUUGUUUUUUCUUUCUUUUUUCUUUUCUUUCUUUCUUUUCUUUCUUUUCUUUCUUUCUUUCUUUCUUUCUUUUUCAAUUCUCAUCGAUUAUUUCUUUUUAAUUUCUUUCUUUCUUUCUUUCUUUCUUUCUUUCUUUCUUUCUUUCUUUCUUUCUUUCUCUUCCUUCCUUCUUUCCUUUCUUUCUUUCUUUCUUUCUUUCUUUCUUUCUCUUCCUUCCUUCUUUCCUUUCUUUCUUUCUUUCUUUCUUUCUUUCUUUCUUUCUUUCUUUCUUUCUUUCUUUCUUUCUUUCUUUCUUUCCUUGUUUUUUCUUUCUUUCUUUCUUUCUUUCUUUCUUUCUUUCUUUCUUUCUUUCUUUCUUUCACCUGUUUCUAUUCUGUCUUUCAUUCUUUCUUUCUCUCUCUCUCUCUCAUUUUCUCACUUUCUGUCUCUGCCCUACCUUGAUUAUUUCUCUUUAAUUUCAUUAUCUCUUUCUCCCUCCCUUUCCUGCUUUGAUUCUUUAUCUUUAAUUUCUUUCUUUUCUCUCUCUCUCUCUCACUCUCUUUCUUUCUUUCUUUCUUUCUUUCUUUCUUUCUUUCUUUCUUUCUUUCUCUUCCUUCCUUCUUUCCUUUCUUUCUUUCUUUCUUUCUUUCUUUCUUUCUCUUCCUUCCUUCUUUCCUUUCUUUCUUUCUUUCUUUCUUUCUUUCUUUCACCUGUUUCUAUUCUGUCUUUCAUUCUUUCUUUCUCUCUCUCUCUCUCUCUCAUUUUCUCACUUUCUCAUCGAUUAUUUCUUUUUUUAAUUUCUUUUUUCUUUCUUUUCUUUUUUCUUUCUUUCUUUUCUUUCUUUCUUUCUUUCUUUCUUUCUUUCUUUCUUUCCUUCCUUCUUUCCUUUUCUUCUUUCUUUCUUUUUUCUUUCUUUCUUUCUCUCUCUUCCUUCCUUCUUUACUUUCUUUCUUUCUUUCUUUCUUUCUUUCUUUCUUUCUUUCUUUUCUUUCUUUUCUUUUCUUUCACCUGUUUCUAUUCUGUCUUUCAUUCUUUCUUUCUCUCUCUCUCUCUCUCUCAUUUUCUCACUUUCUCAUCGAUUAUUUCUUUCUUUCUUUCUUUCUUUCUUUCUUUCUUUCUUUCUUCCUUCUUUCCUUUCUUUCUUCCUUUUCUUUCUUUCUUUCUUUCCUUUCUUUUCUUUUCUCUUUUCCUUCUUUCUUUCUUUCUUUCUCUUUCUUUCACCUGUUUCUAUUCUGUCUUUCUUCUUUCUUUCUUUCUUUCUCUCUCUCAUUUUCUCACUUUCUCUGCCCUUUGA